AACAUAUCGGAAUCGUAUAUUCUCCAUUGCUAUUGCCGAUUUUACAAAAUGUAUUUGAUCAGUUUUCGCACCAGACAUUACCCCAUUUAAACGACAAACAUAGAAAAAUCGAUUUGACCUGACGUGGUGUUUGAAAAUAGGUUUUGUUGAGCGCGAGUGAACAUCGUUUCAAUAUAACCAUAAAUAAAAGUAUUUUGAAUGGAACACCUCGAGAUAUUUGAAUCAUAAACUCUAUAUUGAUCAUUCUAUUCUAAUUUCGUGAAAGUUUUUUGAGAAAUUUUGGAUUUUAGCGGGUAACAAGUGAUUUCACAUAUAGAUAGAGUAUCGAUGUUAAAAAUUUGAAUUAAGAGAAGAAAAUAUGGUCUGAUGAAUAUGCAAAAUGAGUAUAGAACAUUUCAAAAAAAGACUGAUUCAAAAACACCAAAAACCCCUAUUGGAAGCACAGACUAAUUCAGUUAGGGAAGAAGUUGAUGAAGAGACUUCUUCAAAUUCGUCUGGAAGCUCGACGGUGUCGAACGACCAAAAACAAGAAAAGAACAAACAUAAAACCAUUCAAACCAAGGUGGCCAGAAAGAGAAACGUCUGUAGAAGUAAAUUCAGACAUAAUAGUUUGACGAUAUUUAAGCUUGGUACAAGUGUCCCAACCUCAUUGUGCAAAUCUAAAGAGCCCUACAAUGUUAGUACGGAAAAAAAUCUUCAACUUUGUUGCGAAAAUAAAGAAGCGCAGUCGAACAACAACAAUAGCAAUGUCGUCAACUAUAAUGUCGUUUCUGAAACUAGCAAAACAACCAACAAAGAAGCCAUAACAGAACAAAUAAUAAAUUCUAUAGAUACUAAUAAAAACAUCCAAAGAUCUCAAUUAUAUAAUAAUAAAUUAUCAGGAAAACAUAUUUUACCCGCCAUAGUACCGGAAAUUAGUUUCAUCAAUCAAAACAGCUCCAUACGAAGAUAUUCAGUUGACGAAACAUCUCGAACUGAGACCAACACGAUACGUAAAUUACCAUUACAUCAAACCGCACCAAUAUGGAACGGAACCACCCAACAACCACGUCUACCAAUCCAACGAACAUGUACAGAAAGGAUUUCACCAGAUUCCACAUCAUCUACCGUGGUAAUACCAUCGAAUUUACCAUACAACGACACCAAUCCUCCUCCAAUAACAAAUAUGUGUCCGUACAUUCCGAAAAGUUUACCUCUGAACGUAUCACUGCCCAGUAAUACAACGAUAACCCCAAUUACACACCCCAACGCAUAUUUUUCGAAAACCAGCGAUCCUCAAAGAUACGUCGAGUCCGUAUUAACAAAACCUAGCGGCGAAGUAACGGAUACUCCCAUAAAUUUAUCCGUCAAAGAAAAUCUGUUGAAAUUAAUGGAUCCGCAUUUCUACAGUAAAUAUCAAUAUAUUUUAGACAAUAUAACCCAAGGGAUAGAUGAACUGAAAUUAGGAUUGUCGCUAAGCAGUAAUAGAUUCAAUACUUCAAUUCAGGAUUAUCAUAAAUUACUGAGAAUAACGGUAGCUAAAGCGAUGUUGCCACUAUCGCGCCGAUUAAUGCGCGUUCCUUUCAACGCCGAAAUUUUAGCGAUCUUCAAUUAUUUUUAUCAAUAUUUGACGUUCGUAAAAGUGGCAGUAGACGUUUCGAUCGAAUUGAAACUAUUCAUAGACGAUUUAAUUAACGAAAUCAUAUCUUUUUUAACGAAAACCAUAUUCAACGACAGCACCAUUAACCCGACUUUGAGACGGUAUACUAUAAAAAUAUUAACGCACGAUUUGGACUCGCAAAUACCUUUGCUCAAGGACGUUUUACCAAUAAUACCAGAGAAAUAUACGGAUCCGAAUUGGAUGAGGCAUUUUUUGAACGCUUUGAAACGAAACGUUCCCAAUACUAAACCGAAACCGCCAACGAAAAGAAAACUAAAUCAUCUACAAUCGAAUAGCAAACGAAGUACCAACAGAAAUAAAUCAGUUUUGCCAACAGAUAAUUAUACACCAGAAACUAGUAAUAUUUUGAGUGUUAGUGAUUCGUAUUCGAUAAAUAAAAGUAUUUUAGAUAAACCCACUGUAAUCGUACAAGAUGAAUCAAUGGAAGUCACGGUAACCGAUAAAGAUACGCUGGUCGAUAAACAAGAUAAUACUAAAGAAAUACCACCGAGUGAAAUGGAUAUUAAAAAAGAAUGGUUUAAAUGUGAAAACGGCGUUACUGAAGAUUUGAAUUUGUUCAAAGAACUUUUGAGAAACGAAGACAAAGAAGUUUAUAAGAAAGUUCUAGAGAAACUUGUAGGAUUGAAACAAACGACUUUAUCACACGAAAUCAUCACCAUCGACGACGAAGAAGAAGAUACUUCGAAAGAAGACCCGUCGAUCGUCAAGACCGAAAUCAAAGAUAAUUCAUUUAUUGAGAAAAGAUCACGUUCAGAUGUUGUAAUAAUAGAAGUUGACGAAGAAAAUCAUAGUAUUGGAAACAAUACUUCAGAUAGUAAUCAAAAUUAUAUAAAAAAUAUCAAAAUACCUUGUGAAACACAAACACCACAAGAAGUAGAAACGUCUAACAGCAGCUCGAAGAUAUUGAAAACUUGUAGUGUUCAAUCAGAAAUAAACUUACCUAAGACGAACAACAACGAAAUAAUAAAUUUGGUAUCACCAACACAUUAUAACGGAAUCAAAAAUAUUGAAACAGUUUCCUCGAAAUCAUAUCCAGAAAAAACAAAGUGUCCAACACCACUAAUUGAAACUAUAGAAUCCAACACAACAAAAACGUCGAUGAAUACUGGAAAUCUGUCUGCGUUAAAACCGGAAGUCGAAGAUAUUUCUUCAGAUGAAGAAGACAGAAAACCGUUUGUAAAAACAAUAGGUUACGAUUGCACAAUAUCCGACCCAGAGAGAUUCUUCGAAAACUCCAAUAUACAUAUUUGUAAAUUAGUAUCCACUAGUGAACCUUGUAUAAAACCAGAUCCAAUACCGAAAUAUAUUUACACAAUGCCAGUAGGUCCGCUAACACCAUUACAAACGGAAAAAAAGAAGAAUAUCAUCGAAUUAAGCGAAUUCAACGAAACUAAAAAAUCAUUGACGUGUAGACUGAAAAUUAACAACGAACCUAAAGUGUGUACACCGAGAUUAUAUUCCGUGGAUUCCCCAAAUCAAAGCAACACUCCCGAGAGUGUAUCGCCGUCGGAUUUAGUUACCGAACAUUUGGGUACGUCUGGAGCAAAUUGGAAAAAUUGGAUAACCGAAGAGCGUAACAAGAGUUUUCUAACCCAACGUCGUUUAUCCGAAAGAAGACAAUCCAUAGAAACUAUCAGCAGCGUCGGAAGCGAUUAUUCCCCGAGCGUAGACCACGAAGAAAACUACGUGAAAAUUAGAAUAGAAAAAAAGUGGUACAGAAUCAACAAGAGUGUAAUGGAGUGCAUUCCUAAAGGAAAAAUGACGUACGAUAGAGAAAAAAAUCAUUUAAUCAGAUAUUUCGACGACGCACAAAUAGAGCAAUUCAUAAAAAACGUCAAUCUCGAUUUAGUAGCGGCUUCGGAUUUUUUCAAGAAGAUGAGAGAAAGAGUUGGAGGUUAUUUGUGCGAUAAUAUAUUCCUGACGCCUUUCGAAGUUCCCGAGAAUAACGAAGUGAUCCAAUUAUCGAAUGAUAUUAGUUUCGCCAAAGACGAUAAUAUAUCCGAUCCGGAACUGUAUGUCGAGGAAGUCGAAAAAGUCGAACGGUUCGUACCGAAGGACUUUUUCGGUUUUUACAAAUACGUCACCGGGUAUCAAAUCAUACACAAUCACGAUCCGAUUUCGUUCCAGAUGUUUUUGACUAUGCACAACACUAAUCGGAUCAAAAGUUUCUACAGAAGGUAUUUAUUAUCAAUUUUAGAAAAUAAAUAUGUGUGAGUAGGUUUAGGUUCGUUUUGGAUAUUUCAUUUGAUAAAAGUUGCUAUUUUGAUUUGUCUAUGGCACAUUUUACUAUUCAAAUACAACAUCAAAAAGCGCCUCAAUUCAAACGUCAAACAUUUUUAGGUUAGGUUGAUAUUUUUAUAAUGUAAUUUUACUAAUAGUCGUAAUCUCAUUAUUGCUGAAAAAUAUCAUUGAGGGGCUUAUAAUACCUACAAUGCCGGUCAUCAAAUACUUUGUUAAUUCAUAAUCGGUUUACAAACGUAGAUAAGAGUUGUAAUUAAUACAGGGAGGGCCGGAAAGUUCUGCGAAUUUAAAUAAAUAAUAAUAAAAAAAUUCACUCAAAAUGUUUAAGUGAUUUUAACAGUUUCAUAUUCAGUUUUAUUUUAUUUUAGAAAGUUUUACUUGUGAAUCAAGUUUAUAAUAUCCGUCUAACUAAAGUAUAUUGAGUAAACAUUUUUUCGUACCGUAUAGUGGUCAACACAUUUUAAAGAUCGUGUACAAAUUGUGAAACGUGAACGGUAAUGAGAUGGGAACAUAUUCAAUCCAAAUUUAUGACUAAUUCUGUUCAGGCCUUUUUUAAUCUCUUUUUUGAAACGUAAUCUCCUUUCAGCUCAUCAAAUAUGAAGUGCAAAUCUUCAAUCAUUCUACCAAAACUCUUUAUAAUAUUGUGAUAAUGUAAACAAUUUGAAAAAGUUAGGUCCGGAUCUUUCGUUUCAUGUUAAAAAGAAGUUUUUCUCCGCUUUACUCUUUAACUUGAAGAAACAUUUAUGUGGCGAACGACCUCCAAGAAUGCAACAAUUAAUAUGGAUACUGAUAUGGAUAUUUCGGUUUGUGAUUCUCUUAAUAAUAUAAUGGUUGUCAGAUUCUUCGUUUUCCUGGAUUCAUAAUGAACUUUAUUAUUUCAAAUAGAGUUUUAUCGAACUCGGCUUUAACAGAAGUGUCAAGUUUGAAAAUGUAGUUUCUCUAAAAUGUAAAAAAGUCGAUAUCUCUAAUUUAAACUGACUGUUUGAGAUUUAAACUUUACUUGUAAAAUGGGUCUAAAAAAACUUUUCUAAACAAUAUGAGAAAAUUAACUAGCAAAUAUUUCUUUUGUUAUAAAAUACCAACUUUUAUCUAAUGAGUCGAUUAUAGCAAUUGCAGUAACAGAUGAUUGUGAUAAUUAUGUAAGAAUUUAUAGAUUUAUUUAUUUUUUAACAUUUCACGAUGUGUCACGAUUAUUCAUUCACAGUAUUGCAAAAAUUUGAAUAUGACUUUUUUCUACCUUCAGUCUAUAUAUUCGAAGGAUCCCAGUAACGUCAUUAGUUUUUACAAUUUUAAUUUUAACAGCACUCAAAACUUAAGUAGCAACCCUCCUAUUAACACUACAAUUGCUUGUGCAGACUCCUUGCGAAGAUAACGAAUUUCUUUGAGCAUCUUUACAUGUAUUGUUGCUACUUGAAGAUGAUACUAGUUCAGAGUGCUGUUUAUCGCUAUUUGAAGAUCUUGCAGCUACUUAUGCAACACAGAUUGAAAACAGGAAGAAUGUUGCCAGCAAAUUUAUUCUUAUUUCCUCAAUGUAUACCCCAGCAAUCGUUGAGGAUCUCCAUAUCACUUGAUUGUGAUAAUACGUUUGUUGUUAACAUGUAGUUUCCCGUAAUUGAGUUUUGAAAAUGGUUUUUGUAUCUGUAUCUAAGUAAAAAAAAAGUUUCUUUCGAACAGCGCGGUAAAUUAUCAACCAGCUUGUUGCGCCACUGAUGUUUGCUAACAUAAAUUACAGACUUUUCCUUUAUAUCUAAUUUAUUCAUUGCUAUUGGUAAAGUUUGCGAUUUUCAUCUACACUCAAUAUACAGGGUGUUCCAGGACUCCUCGUUUCUAAGUUAUAGGUUUUAAAGUUGAGGAAUCAGUGUUAUUUUUUGGAUCAAGUCCCGGAACACCCUGUAUUUUCAAUUUGUUUCGCUCGUUUCUAUAAUUUACAAGACAAUUUUCUUUCUCAAAUAAGUAGAUUUAGCUACAACUGUAUUGUGAGCCUUGACUGAAGUAGAAAUAUAAUUUGUGAAUCGAAAUGGUUAUCAAUUACCCUUAUGGGUAAUUUUAAAAGAAGAUGCUAUGUAUCUGUAAUACCUACAUGGAAUGGUGGUACUUAAAUUCAUAAUUUAUUGUAUAAUUUUUAAUGUGUGUGUACUUUUUAUAUUUUUUUUAAUAAAAUGUUUAAAAUACAAA
Molecule: messenger RNA, 6076 nt
Organism: Diorhabda carinulata
Lineage: Eukaryota; Metazoa; Arthropoda; Insecta; Coleoptera; Chrysomelidae
Exons: 4
Coding region: 380-3874 (1164 amino acids)
Source: RefSeq, a predicted model, not a curated record